ACUCACCAGCACUCCAAGCCCACCGCAUCGUACGGUCUCGCUCAUCCACUUCGUCUCCCACUCCCACUCCCGCUCCGCCCCUGCCGCCGCCUCUUCUUCCUCCUCCGCCGCCGCCCCGCCACAAGACGGGUCACGCCCACGCCAAGUCCGAGUGUUGGACUCGCGCUUCUUCUUAUUCCUCCUCUCCUCGAUCCUCCUCUUCCUUCCACUUCCUGCCAAGCCUUCCAAUUUUCCAGCCUAUCCCGCAAGAGUGGUCACGCUGUCACAUCAAGCAUAGACGACAGGAGUCUGUGCAGUUGAAUUGAAGAGGCUCAGUCAGUCAGGAUGCAAUCCGCUCACGCCUCGCAGCUGUUUCAGACCUCGUCGUCCCUCGCGACAGGGAAGCGCAGAGCUGCCAAGGCUAGCGGGAGCGCAGCGAAGAGAGGUCGACCUAUCUAUCUAGGCAGAAGACAGAAGGAUGCUGAAGAUCUCAAGCUAGGUGGAGCAGGCAGUGAUGCGGGGAGGGAAAAGGUACUGGAUGCCCUUGUUGACGGGGGUGGGAGGGUCUGGACUGCGGAGAGUGGGGGGGUGGUGAGGGGUACGGAUCUGCAAACCGGUCGCACCACUCACCUCCUCCUCGCGCACAAGGCGCCUGUAUGCUCUCUGGCCCUCAUCAGCCCAACGCUCCUCGCAAGCGCAGGAUGGGACAAGGUAAUUCAUUUCUGGCCAAUCUCCCCCACGCCUUCCACCUCGAAUGGCAAUACCUCCACCUCAGCACCGCAUCGCCCGCAACCCCUGUACACGAUCUCAAACGCCUCCGAAGACUUCAUCAAAGCCCUGCACUACCUCCCCUCCCAGCAAGUCCUCCUCAGCGGAGGAGCAGAUCGCUCCGUCCGUGCCUGGCGCCUCGCAGGUCUCGAAUCAGCACUUCAAACUCGUAGCGCCGGUACUCUCUCUGGGUCGCACACGCGCGGCAUUACUUCGAUUACAUCUCUGGCCCGCAUAGAGGGACAGCAAGGCGUUGGAGGGAACGAGGUGGUAUACACGGCCGAUUCGAUGGGUCGGAUACUGGAGGUGCAGCUCGACUGUAGUGGAGACGAUCGAGUGCGAUUCGAGGUACUGCGCGAGCUCAGAGGCCCAGAGACGAGCGUUGCGCAACUUGUUGGUUGCUGGGGACCGCUCCAUGAGGACGAGGACGAGGACGACGAAGAGAAUGCAGCUGGAGCAGGCCCAUCACGGCGUCCUGCGUACAUCUGGGCGGCUAGCAACGAUAAGACAGCGCAGCGCUUCGAUGUCGUUGCCCCUGUUGCCAAGGCAGGCGCGACGAAGGGAGCUCCCCAGCCAAGGCACGAGCGCUCCUCCAACACGGGCGCUCUCCUCGGCCGACUCCCACCACUGGCGCCUAGUGUCAUCCUCUCGCAUCCAGACUACGUCAAGACUGUCUUGCCCCUGCCUCAGGACGCUGCAGCAGGGCGCGCAGACGUCGUAGUGACGGGAAGUGCGGAUGAGGAUCUUCGCGUCUGGCGACUCGCAGGCAAUGAAGUUGGGGCAGAGCAGCAGCUGGUGAGACGGCAGAGGGGACACUGGCAUGAGGUCGAGAAGGUGUUACUCUGGCACGGCAUCGUUGAUGAGGAUGAGGGUGAGGAGGGGAAGGAAGCCUCUUCGGCCUCCGUCGCAUCGUGGUGGGUAAUCUCCGCCGGACUCGACGGGUCCAUUCGACGCUGGAGGCUGGACGAGCUGCUCGUCGCUGGCGGGGAGGAGGAAGAGGACGAGGACAAGGUAGAAGAGGAAGUGAGCAAGCAGGCCAAUGGCUCAGAGAGCAAGAGCCCCGCUGGGGGCGGGAUGACGGCUGAAGAGGAGGCCGAAUUGGCCGAGCUGAUGAGCGAUGAGGAGUAGCAGCGAGGAGACUAUGCAGUUGAUUAAUCUAUAGAGCCACGCGUCACCGUCUA
Jaminaea rosea is the source of this 1928-nucleotide messenger RNA. RefSeq names its product WD40 repeat-like protein. The transcript is spliced from 2 exons. Gene Ontology annotation, molecular function: protein binding. The record is from RefSeq and is a predicted model, not a curated record. Bases 325 to 1875 code for a protein of 516 amino acids. Lineage: Eukaryota; Fungi; Basidiomycota; Exobasidiomycetes; Microstromatales.